AAGAUUUUUUCACCAUAACGGCGAAGCUGAGGGAGGGAAGCUAGAGAUUCUCUCGCCGGAAGUUGACGUUCUCUCGCCGGAACAUAAUCGGAGUUAUCAGUGAUAUGCCGUAUCUAGUUCGUGAGAAUCUGUUUAUCGGCGAUAUAGCUAGCGCAGCCGAUGUUCUUCAGAACGGUAGUAAUGAAAUCACUCGCAUACUUUCAGUCGUGAGUUCAGCGUCGAUAUCGUUUUUCUCAGAUUGGCGUAGCAAUAUCUCAAUCAACGCGAAGGAGAUAUGUAAGGUUUCUGUCAGAGAUUUCGAAUCUGAUGAUAGUUAUGGCGGUGAAAGUGAUGAUAGAAGAACUUCUUUAUCACCUGAUAAGCUCCUUUAUGCAAUGGAGUAUGCUGGAAAGGAUUUGAAGUGUUUGAGAAUGGCAGUUCCAUUGAGAGAUACAGAGAAUCAAAAUUUGUUGGAUUAUUUGAAUGUAUGCUUGGAUUUCAUUGAAAAAAGUAGAAAUGAAGGUUCUGUUCUUAUUCAUUGCUUUGCAGGUGUAUCAAGAAGUGCAGCGAUCAUGACAGCAUACCUUAUGAGGACUGAACAGUUAUCUCAAGAAGAUGCAUUGGAAUCCUUAAGGGAAAGCUGUGAAUUUGUGUGCCCUAAUGAUGGAUUCUUGGAUCAGCUGAAAAUGUUUGAAGUAAUGGGUUUUAAGGUUGAUCAUUCUAGUAUUAUAUACAAACGAUUCCGGUUGAAAGUACUAGGCGAUUCCUACAACAGAGGAGAGGUAAUAGACAGUUCAAAAUUUGCGGCAGAUCCUGGGAUAUUAUUGCCCAAGGCAAAUGUGUCUGCUCCUUCUGAGAUAGAAUCAUCAUCAUUAUCCUUAGUAGACAGGAAAUUUUAUCGAUGCAAAAAGUGUCAUAGACUUGUUGCUUUGCAAGAGAAUGCUUUGGACCACGUUCCUGGAGAGGGUGAGAACUCGUUUGGAUGGCGUAGGAGAAGACAUGCCUGUCAUUUGAGCAAACCGGAGGAGUUUGAGUGUUCAUCCAUCUUUGUGGAGCCACUGCGUUGGAUGAAAUUAGUUGAAGAAGGUGCGUUGGAGGGGAAACUGUUCUGCAAUAACUGCGAGGGUCGUUUGGGUUGCUUCAAUUGGUCGGGAAUCCAGUGUAGCUGUGGUAGCUGGAUAAAACCGGCCUUUCAACUCCACAAGAGUAAAUUGGACAUUAGUAGAGUCUGAUAUUAUUUGAUGUUUGUUGGUUAAAAAAGGCAGCAAUGAAGUGCUGAAAUAGUGAUGAAAUAUAUAGAUUUUGAGAAAAUGCAUAUCCAUGUAUAUGCAUUAUAAUAUAGACAGGUGAGAGUGGAUUGAGGAUUAUGGGAAUUUUUUCAUUUGUAUUUUUUAGAGAUAUCAUAUCAAUCCAUAUUCUUACUUGGUCAUAAUUGUUCUUUUACCAGGAUGAUU
Impatiens glandulifera is the source of this 1433-nucleotide messenger RNA. Its product is annotated as dual specificity protein phosphatase 12-like. The record is from RefSeq and is a predicted model, not a curated record. The transcript is spliced from 7 exons. NCBI's taxonomy places the organism in Eukaryota, Viridiplantae, Streptophyta, Magnoliopsida, Ericales, Balsaminaceae. The coding region runs from base 105 to 1211 and encodes 368 amino acids. Gene Ontology annotation, biological process: protein dephosphorylation. Gene Ontology annotation, molecular function: protein tyrosine/serine/threonine phosphatase activity.